Molecule: messenger RNA, 3764 nt
Organism: Vombatus ursinus (common wombat)
Lineage: Eukaryota; Metazoa; Chordata; Mammalia; Diprotodontia; Vombatidae
Gene: XPC
Product: XPC complex subunit, DNA damage recognition and repair factor
Exons: 16
Coding region: 187-2985 (932 amino acids)
Biological process (GO): mismatch repair; nucleotide-excision repair
Cellular component (GO): XPC complex; nucleotide-excision repair factor 2 complex; cytoplasm
Molecular function (GO): single-stranded DNA binding; damaged DNA binding
Source: RefSeq, a predicted model, not a curated record
UAAGGAAAGCUUUGCUCCCCUCGGUUCCCAGCCUUCUCCCAGUGGAGUUCACUUAGACCUCAGGUCUGUCGACGGAAUCCGGCGGAGGGGGCGUGGCUUUAGCGACAGGGGAGGGUUAGUGCCCGUGAGGCUCCGCCCCCACGCCUGAGCCACUGCACGGGCCUGUGCUGGGCUAGACCGUGCGGCAUGGCCCGAAAGCGGGCGUCCUGCAAGGAGCAGCCGGGCCAGCGGCCCCCCAAGAAGGCCCGGACCCAGGAAGCGAAGCCCGAUGUUUUUGAAGAUCAGAAGCCAAAGAAUACUCGUGUCCCCAGAGUCCCAAGUGGGAAAAGGAAGAAGAGAAGCAGUGACCCUGGUGGGCCCCGAGGUGGUGCAUCAAAGAAGGCAGGAGUCAAGUCGGAGAAGAAAUCUGAAAAGCGUCCUGCUGUGAAGGAGGAAGCCUCUAGUGAGGGAGAAGAUUUCGUUGACUUCACAAGCAUCACCAAGAAGAUCCGACCCAAGACAGAAGCAUCAGUGAAAAAGGACAGCAGUCGGGAGAAUGAAGAGGACGAAAGCGAGGAUGAUUGGGAGGAGGUGGAAGAACUUAAGGAGCCUGUACCAGAUGAGACGGGAGGAACCGCAGCCUCCUUUCAAUCAACUUUGCCUGCCAAGCCAGUGGAGAUAGAGAUUGAAACUCCGGAGCAGUUGAAGGCAAGAGAGAGAAGAGAAAAAAGGCAGACGGAAUUGGAGACAUACCUUCGAAGAAUGAUGAAACGCUUCAAUAAAGAAGUCCGUGAAGAUACACACAAGGUACACCUGCUUUGUCUGCUAGCAAAUGGUUUCUUUCGGAAUAAUACCUGUAAUGAGCCAGAUCUCCAGGCCAUCGGCCUCUCCAUCAUCCCAGCUCACUUCGCCAAAGUGCUUCCUAAUAAAGUGGAUGUCCCUUACCUUUCAAACCUGGUAAAAUGGUUCAUUGCCACAUUCACCGUCAAUGCAGAGCUUUCCACUGAUGAGCGAGACAGCCUGCGCUCCACCCUGGAAAGGCGUUUUGCUAUUUAUUCUGCACAGGAUAAUGAAGAAUUGGUUCAUAUAUUUUUAUUGAUUCUACGAUCACUGCAACUUCUGACCCGGCUGGUAUUGUCUCUGCAGCCCAUUCCUCUAAAGUUGCUAGCUGCAAAGGGCAAGAAAAAGUCACAGAACAGCUCCCUAGAGAAUCCUGAAAGUUGUUCUGAACCCCCCAGCCAAAAGGCCCAAACCCAGAUCAGACCAAAGACCAGCACAGGACGAGCAGCAGCCUCUUCUAAGAGGGCAGCAGAGGGCAAAAAACCAAAGUCUCAGAAGGCAGCAGUGGGCAGCAAAAAACAUGCACAGUGUUCUCCCAGUGAGGAAGAAGACGUGGUGGUAGAAAAAAAAGAAGCCCAGAGACCUGUAAGGGAAAGUCGGAGGACUUCAAAGGUGUCCUACAAAGAGGAGAGUGGGAGCGAUGGGGCCGAAAGCAGCUCUGAUUUCGAGCUCUCCGGUGAGAAUGACAGUCAUUUAUCUGAUGAAGAUUCUCAGCCUGGCACCCAGAGACCAAGAAGGUCAGCUCCGUCCCAGAGGACAAAGGCAGCAUCUGUGGGCAGCAGAAGGAGAGUCAGUACAUCAGCAAAGAAUAAAAGAAAUGGUAGUCAGCCCUCCAUCCUUCCAGGAGCAUCCCCAGAGGCCUUGGGCACCAAGAAGGUCAAGAUCAUUUCUAGUGAUGAAGAAGAAGAAGAAGAAAUCGGGAAAGCAGUUGGUGUGGACCAGUGGCUAGAAGUGUACUGUGAGGGGGAGGAUAGGUGGGUAUGCGUAGAUUGUGUCCAUGGCGUGGUGGGCCAGCCCUUGACCUGUUACAAAUAUGCCACCAAGCCCUUGUCCUACAUCAUUGGCAUUGACAAUGAUGGGUGUGCCCGGGAUAUCACACAGCGGUAUGACCCGGCCUGGAUGACAGCUACCCGCAAGUGCCGUGUAGAUUCAGAGUGGUGGGCUGAGACCUUGAGACCCUACCAAAGCCCUUUUGGGGCAAGGGAAAAUAAAGAAGAAAUGGAGUUUCAGGCAAAGCUACAGAGCCAGCCCUUGCCAACUGCUAUAGGCAUGUAUAAGAACCACCCUCUUUAUGCCUUGAAGAGGCAUCUCCUGAAAUAUGAGGCCAUAUACCCAGAGACUGCUGCCAUCCUUGGGUACUGUCGUGGGGAAGCUGUGUAUUCUAGGGAUUGUGUCCACACCCUACACUCGAGGGAUACCUGGUUGAAGGAAGCACGAGUGGUCAGGAUUGGGGAAGUUCCAUACAAGAUGGUGAAAGGAUAUUCCAAUCGUGCCCGGAAGGCCCGGCUGGCUGAUCCCCAGUACCGGGACCAAGAUGACCUGGGUCUGUUUGGCCACUGGCAGACCGAGGAGUACCAGCCGCCCGUGGCAGUGGAUGGGAAGGUCCCCCGGAAUGAAUUUGGAAAUGUUUACCUCUUCGUGCCCAGCAUGCUGCCCAUUGGGUGUGUCCAGCUGAAACUGCCCAACCUGCAUCGAGUUGCCCGAAAGCUGGGUAUCGACUGUGUCCAGGCUAUCACUGGCUUUGACUUCCACUGUGGCUACUCGCAUCCUGUCACUGAUGGGUACAUCGUAUGUGAAGAGUACAAAGACGUGCUCUUGGCUGCCUGGGACAAUGAACAGUCACUCAUUGAACAAAAGGAGAAAGAGAAAAGAGAGAAGAGAGUCCUGGGGCACUGGAAGUUACUGGUGAAAGGGCUUCUCAUAAGAGAGAGGCUGAAGCUACGCUUUGGUGACAAGGGUGAAGUUGCUGCAGCAACCUCAGAGAGGGGAGCCGGAUUCUCGUCGGACGAGGAAGGGACCAGCUCACAGGCAGCAGCCCAAGAUCUGGCUGCCUCCUGGCCCCAGAACCGAGAAACUGAAGAGCAGCAGAAACUGAGAAGAACUAGGAAGACCAAAAGGGAAAGGAGGGAGGAAGCCAAGCACCUGUUCCCCUUUGAAAAGUUGUAAUUUUGAGAAAACAGCUCCCAGACACUCUCCCAGCACCAUGGCCGUAUGCUCCCCUGACUGCCAAAAAAAGACAGCCGGGCAGCUGGGCCAGGCUCAGUAGGCUUAGGGCGAGGAAGUGGCUCCGAAUUCCCGGGAUGGCUCAGGUGUGCUGCAGGACCACUCCUCACAUAAGACUCUAGCUUUCACUCAACCCCUCAGCCCUUUGUAGUCUUUUAAGUCGGAUAUUUUUCUACUUAGGAAUCUUGCCUUUCAAGUGGUAUCUUUCAACAAUCUGACACAUAUUGAGUAAAUGGAUUUCUUUGGAGGUCCUGAGGGACUUUGGGCAAAUGCUGAGUAAUUUUCUUUGUGAGAAACACCAGAUUUUAAUAGAUUCUAUGUGUUCUGCAAAUGCAGAAAGCUGCUGCUGUCAGUUUAAACACAAUUUCCAUUUAACAGAUAGCCAUCUUCUUGCCUCACUGACUUGUCAUCUGCAUUACCUCUUCCCUGGCCUUAACUGCAUUUUUCCCUGAAUUUUCGUUGAAACAGAAGAAUUACAGUAUAAUUCCUACAAUAUUAUGAUCUUUGGAUUCACUUUAGGAUGUAGGCACCUAUGAAAAGGGCUAAAAUCAGAGGGAAAUAAAUCCCACAAAUGUAGAAUACUGAAGAAACAGCAACAAUCUUGACUGAGCCCCCAACUACUAUCCUGGUUAAAUAGAAAAUGCUUUACAUUGUAGAUAGUCAAGGAGGAUAAUUUUUAAAAAUCACUAUGGGGGGAACAAUAAAGCUUAUAGAAAGACUGA